UGUGCAAAUUUUCUUGCAUAUCCAAAGGGCAAAGGAAAUAAUGUUUAUAUAAUCAAUACCCUCAUUCUUUCCUUCACACUACAAAGAAACAGAGCAGUAGUAAAAUGCAGUAUAAAGCAACUCACAUAUAGAUAAUCGAUCAGCAACAUUUUGGAAAGAAUCCAUGGGUGCUCUAACCCUUCAUAUCCUGACACUUUUCUUUCUUCAAGCUCGGUCCGUUUUUGCAAACGUUGACCUGUUCUCAACACUCUAUACAAAUAACAGCGAUGCAUGGCUUUCAUCUUCUGGUGAAUUUGCUUUCGGAUUUCGCCAACUCAAUGGCACGAGCACGAGCCUCUUCACACUUGCCGUCUGGUACGACAAAAUACCUGACAAGACCAUUGUUUGGAGUGCAGAAAAAGAAGAUAACAACCCUGCAGAAGCACCAGCAGGAUCACACGUUGAACUUUCCUCACAAGGGCUCACGCUGAGAAGUCCUCUUGGGGAAUCCUUAUGGACAACCGGACAAGAAUACGGUGAUGUUUCCUCUGGAGCUAUGCUCGACAAUGGGAACUUUGUUCUUGUAAACACGAGUUCUACUAUUGUGUGGGAAAGUUUCAAGUUUCCCACAGACACGUUAUUGCCUAACCAAUCACUGGAGCUAGAUGGCAAGCUGACUUCUCGUUUCACAGAGAGCAAUUACACAAAAGGAAGAUUCCAACUUUAUUUUCAGGAGAAGGAGGGUCAUGAUGUAUUAAUGUUGAGUCCCCUUGCUUGGCCAUCUGAAUAUCGUUACAAUUCUUAUCUUAAUAUUGAUACCCCUGCUGGCUCUACUUCAUCACGGUUAGUGUUCGAUCAAUCAGGGAAUAUUUAUGUAGAGACAACUAACCGUGAUGAAUGGGGUAGCGGUUCCUGUGGCUAUAAUAGCAUUUGCUCCAUUCAAAAUCAAAGACCUACUUGCAAUUGCCCUGAUGGGUACUCGUUUGUAGAUCCAAGUAAUGAAUUUGGUGGAUGUCAACCCAAUUCUGCCCAGCUCCUUUGUGGAGCGGAUAUGGAAGGAACAACCCAAGCAAGGCCAGAAGAACUAUAUGAGUUGCUUAUAUCAAGAGAAAUCAAUUUUCCCCUUGGAGAUUAUGAAAGGAUACAACCUUGCUCUCAACAGGACUGCCAACGAUCUUGCUUGCACGAUUGCAUGUGUUCUGCUGCUGUUUUUGGUUACCCUACUUGUUGGAAGAAAAGAUUACCCCUUAUUAAUGGAAGAGUAGAGAAAGGCCCGACUUUGGUCUUCAUAAAAACAAGAGUUAGUCCUUUGACUGCUUUCACAAAGAAUGAAGAUCAAGCUAAACCAAUUCUUUGGGGGUCACUUAUUGGUUCCCUUGUUGUUAACAGUAUUCUCCUGGCUACGGUAAUCUUGUUGAUUCUCUUGAAACCAAAAAGGAUUUUGCAAGUUGCACCUGCAAGUCUUUUGGAAACAAAUCUGCACUCCUUUACUUAUCAAGUCCUACAACAUGCCACGCAGAAUUUUAGUGAAGAACUAGGCAGGGGUGCCUGUGGGAUUGUUUACAAAGGCCAACUAGAAGCACACUCUUCUAAUGUGGUUGCUGUCAAGAGAUUGGACAGGUUAGGACAAGAACAAGAGAAGGAAUUCAAGGCUGAGUUGAGUGCUAUUGCUAAAACAUGUCACAAAAAUCUGGUACAGUUGAUUGGAUUUUGUGACGAGGGAAUCCAUAGACUACUAGUCUAUGAGUACAUGAGCAAUGGCACUCUAGCAGAUUUCAUAUUUGGACAAACAAAACCCAUUUGGAGUGAUAGGAUUAGAUUAGCUUUGGGGAUUGCAAGUGGGUUGGUAUACUUACACGAAGAGUGUGAGAACCCCAUCAUUCAUUGUGAUAUUAAACCUCAAAAUAUACUCAUAGGUAAGGAUUCCACAGCAAAGAUCUCUGACUUUGGGUUGGCCAAGUUGUUGUUGUCUGACCAAAGCAGAACCAAUACCAUGAUACGAGGAACUAAAGGAUAUGUGGCUCCUGAGUGGUUCAAGAAUGUUCCUGUGACAGUUAAAGUGGAUGUUCACAGCUUUGGUGUGAUGUUGCUAGAAAUCAUUUGCUGCAGAAGAAGUGUGAUACCGAUGGAGUCUGGGGAGGAGGAAAAGGCGAUAUUGAUGGAUUGGGCUUAUGAUUGCUAUACCGAAGGGAGAGUAGAUGCUCUGGUGGAGAAUGAUAAGGAGGCUUUGGCUGACAUUGGAAGGUUGCAAAAGUGGGUGAUGAUAGCAAUUUGGUGCAUUCAAGAGAAUCCUGAAAUGAGGCCAACUAUGGGGAUGGUCAAGCAACUGUUGGAAGGCUUUGUUGAAGUCCCUAAUCCACCAUCUCCAUAUUACUCCAAUUAGAUUCCUUAAUGGUCACCAGCAGAAAAUGAUGGGAUAAACCCUGGCUUUGUUGGAAGGGUUAUACACUCACUCAAUUUUUUUUUAAUAUUCAUGUAUAACCUGUAAAAGCAGCACAAUAUUGUCUCCUUUAUAAGUGCAGGCAGGAAUGGAAACUGCAAAUAACUAGACCGGUACAUAAUUUACGGCAUUCUCCGAUAGCAUCCUGCAAUUUAAAGUUAACUUUAUUUGAUCUGAACUUCAAAAA
Molecule: messenger RNA, 2606 nt
Organism: Lotus japonicus
Lineage: Eukaryota; Viridiplantae; Streptophyta; Magnoliopsida; Fabales; Fabaceae
Product: G-type lectin S-receptor-like serine/threonine-protein kinase LECRK3
Exons: 1
Coding region: 164-2362 (732 amino acids)
Biological process (GO): protein phosphorylation
Molecular function (GO): ATP binding; protein serine/threonine kinase activity
Source: RefSeq, a predicted model, not a curated record